Ostreobium quekettii is the source of this 612-nucleotide messenger RNA. The record is from the annotation of a GenBank genome assembly. Lineage: Eukaryota; Viridiplantae; Chlorophyta; Ulvophyceae; Bryopsidales; Ostreobiaceae.
AUGGAUGCAUUAACCUUUGGAACGCCACGGCUGGCACGUCACCUAAUGGCCCCCUCAUCUCAGAACAAAGAUAUUCUAGAGAUCCAACUGGAUCGGGUGCUUGAGGAGCUUGAUGUCAGCCAGGAGCAGUUUAUUGACCUAUGCAUCCUGUGCGGUUGUGAUUUCUGUGGGCGAAUCGCUGGCGUAGGACCCACAACAGCUCUGAAGCUGAUGAAGGAGCAUGGAACUAUAGAGGAGGUUGUCAAGCAUCUGGAGAAGAAGGCUUCGAAAACGAUUCCAGAUCCCUAUCCCUUCAAAGAAGCAAGGGAGCUGUUCAAAUCGAUGGAUGUGCUCACUGGAGAACAACUUCCUGAGCUCAAAUGGGGCAAUGUGGACGAAGAACAAUUGGUCAAGUUCCUUGUUGGGGAGAAAUCCUUCAGCGAGGACAGGAUCAGGAAGACAAUUGGGAAGCUGAAGGCCGCACAUGGACGAUCCACACAGGGACGUCUGGAGUCGUUCUUUGGACCUGUAACAGUGAAGCCUGCUACAAAACGGAAAGAGCCACCAACGAAAGGAACAGCAAAAGCAGUGAAAAAGGGCAAACUCGGUGCAGUGGGCAAGAAGCCCAAGUGA